Messenger RNA from Funneliformis geosporum, 1498 nucleotides. The record is from the annotation of a GenBank genome assembly. Lineage: Eukaryota; Fungi; Glomeromycota; Glomeromycetes; Glomerales; Glomeraceae.
AUGACAGAUUCAAAUCCUUUUAAACUUUCUUCAAGUCUAUCCGGUCAUGAUUUAGAUAUUAAAGCUGUUCGAAGUCCAAGCGAAGACUUGAUUAUUUCUGCGUCUCGCGACAAAACAGUUCGCAGCUGGUUUAGAACCGGAGUUAACUCUUUUAGUGAAAAUAAAUUGUACUUGGGGCAUACAAGUUUCGUUAAUUCUCUUGUGUUUUUCAAACCUACUACUGAAUAUGAUAAAGGCCUUAUAAUUAGUGGUAGCAGCGAUAAGAUCAUAAAUGUUUUUGAUCUCGAUAAUGCACAGGAUCCAAUUUAUUCGUUAAUCGGCCAUUCCGAUAACGUUUGUGCGUUAGACAUCACACCAUCUGGCCAUAUUGUUUCCGGUUCUUGGGAUAAAACGGCCAAAAUUUGGAAAAAUUGGCAAGAAGCUUGUACUUUAAAAGGACAUUCCCAUGCUGUAUGGGCAGUUUUAGCUGUAGAUGAUGACUUAAUAUUUACGGGGUCGGCCGACAAAACUAUUGUAAAAUGGCAAGAUGGCAAACGAAUUCAAACUUUAUCUGGCCACUCUGACUGUGUUAGAGCGUUAGCAUUACUACCAGAUAUAGGUAUAGUUUCAUGUGGAAAUGAUAGCACUCUUCGCAUAUGGACCUUAACUGGACAAUGUAUUCAAGAAUUAAAUGGUCAUACGUCCUUUGUGUACAGCAUUGAUAUAUUACCUACAGGUGAAAUCAUAUCAAGUGGAGAAGACCGGUCCGUAAGAAUCUGGAAAGAUGGAGAAUGUAUACAAUCGAUUGUGCAUCCUGCAACAUCUGUAUGGUGCGUAGCUGCUAUGCCUAGCGGUGAUAUAAUUAGUGGUGCAAGUGAUGGUGUGAUUCGUAUCUUCACGAGGGUCGAAGAACGCAUUGCAGAACAAGAGAUUCUAAAGAAUUACGACGAGCAAGUUUCAAAACAUGCAGUUCCUAAAAAUCAAAUUGGAGAUUUGAAGAAAGAUGAUCUUCAUGGAUUAGAAGCAUUGCUUAAGCCAGGCAAAAAUGAAGGACAAGUGAUUAUGGUGCGAAAUCGUGAUUCUGUUGAGGCUCAUCAAUGGAGUCAAGCUGAUCAAUCAUGGCACAAAGUGGGCGAAGUUGUUGAUGCUAUUGGUAAAGAUCGAAAACAGUUAUAUAACGGAAGAGAAUAUGAUUAUGUAUUUGAUGUCGAUAUUGGAGAUGGAGUUCCAGCUUUAAAACUUCCAUAUAAUGUUUCCGAUAAUCCGUAUAAAGCAGCUCAAGAAUUUAUUUGGGCUAAUGAACUUCCGCAAAGCUAUCUGGAUCAAAUUGCAAAUUUCAUUGAGAAAAAUGCACAAGGCGUUUCAUUGGGCACUGGUUCACAAUAUGCAGAUCCAUUCACUGGAUCAUCAAGAUACACUCCUAGUGGAUCAUCAAACAAUUCAUCUUAUAAUUCCUCAAUACCUUCAGUAUCUACGAACGUUCAAAAUACUAUUACUACUGGUACAGACCCAUGGACUC